AUGAAUGAAGAAAUUGAUGAAUAUGAUAUUUACCACCAGGACUUUACGACUGCAUCUGAAUGGGAAGUGUUUAUAGCACGAUUAGAGGAGGUUAUUAGUGAGUGGCAUUUGUCUAAAUCGAAAUUGCAUAAACGAUGUACAGAAUACACUAAGAAGUGGUUGACGAAGUCAGAAGAAUUCAAAUUUAAUGGCAUCAUUUUUACACUUUCCUUUCAUAUGCUGGAGCCAGCCAAAAACUCCUUUGAUUUGGAAAACACCGAUGAUCAGUUGCUUCUUCCUGAAUUACAAAGAGGAUUAUUGGAUUCAGCAUCUAAUUUUAUAGAAGAUGUCGAUGGAAGUCUCUUCCCUGUUUCUAAUUGGUUUGGAUUAAAAAGAUAUUUAAUGUUAAACUCUAACUGUCCACUUGUAGAUGGCAGUAUAAUAAAACUUGUUAUGAGUUCAGUAAAUAUAGCAUUUGCAAAUGUCGAUUGUGGUGUGCCUUUUUUUGUAAAAAUCAGGGAACAUUGGCAGCAUGUCUAUUUAGGUAUCUAUGAAGAUAAUGAUAUUAAGAUUAACUUUGAUACAAUACACUUGAAAAGGAUUUCAAAUCAGUGCUCUCAUCUUAGUGGUUUAGUGAGUCUGUUUAAGUCUAAGAUUGCAUCCCCUGUUGCUCUCGAUGCUGUUCUAAUUUCUGCUAAAUUCUGUUAUGAGCUGAAAGACUCCGAUACAUUUGCAUGGAAGCAGAGAACUUUGUCAAAUGAAUUCUUAUCAAUUGAAGGCUUUGAUGUAAAGAAACUGAUAGAACUUCCAUUUGGUGCAGAAAAGAAUCCUAUACAUAGUGCCUUGUUAAAUACAAUUUGGCCUCAGUUCCGUGAGAGUGCUAUAGUUGAUUCCUCCACAUUUUCUGAUAUUGAUCCAAUAAUGGCUCCAACUUGGACUAUAACUCUCAAGUUAAAAAGCAACAUACAUUGUCAGUUAUCUGAAAUUAUUAGUAAGAUGAUGGAACUAUUAGAUGAGAAAAAUUUACUCAUGGAUAUUUUAGGAUUAAGUAAGAGCUUAGGUUUGAUCAAUCCAUUGCAUAAAAUAACAGAAGCCCCCAUAACAAUUUCCAAACUUGUUAAAGCUGCUAUGGGUCAAAGCUCAAGUAUCACAGAGUUUAAAGGUCCUAUAACAGAUGAUUUGUUGAUGCCACUCUUAUACUAUGUGUUUCCGGAUGCAGUUGAAAAUAGUACUUUUACAUAUCCUUCACAGCUAGAUGUGGAAUCUAAGCAAAAUGAUGGCAAUGAGUCAAAACUAUGCAAUUAUGUGAAAACAAGUCCUGAAGAUGGUCUAGUCUGGAGGCUGUCUGUAACAGCUGCCCGCCUUUUAGAUGCUGGUGGACUACCAUACUUAGCACAUUUCUGGUAUGAGUUUGUGCAAGAGCUUCAGUAUCGAUGGGAACAUCGGAUUCUUGUGCCAGGGUAA
Molecule: messenger RNA, 1443 nt
Organism: Parnassius mnemosyne (clouded apollo)
Lineage: Eukaryota; Metazoa; Arthropoda; Insecta; Lepidoptera; Papilionidae
Source: the annotation of a GenBank genome assembly